This is a messenger RNA of Drosophila yakuba, 701 nucleotides long. RefSeq lists its product as uncharacterized. The transcript has a single exon. The record is from RefSeq and is a predicted model, not a curated record. Lineage: Eukaryota; Metazoa; Arthropoda; Insecta; Diptera; Drosophilidae. Bases 27 to 443 code for a protein of 138 amino acids.
AGAAUUACGACCUAAAGCAUGAAAAAAUGGAAGUACAAGUUGAGCAGCUGCCAAUAGCAGUAGAGGAUCAUGAGAUCCUAGGGGAUCAAAAAAUGCUUCCAAGUGACAAACCGGAUCUUCAGAUGAAACAUCAAAGUGAAAUUCAGAAACAAAAGGAUCAACAGCAGGAUGUGGGGAGCCAGUUGCCACCUAGGCAUCUCAAUGAUGCCGCCUCCCAAUCGACUCAACUGCGUCCAAGUCGCGUGACGCCACCGAUGCCGUCGGAGGAAACGAUGCGCCACUCCAUAGCCGACAACCUGAUGGAGAUCCUGGUAAAUAUGACUAAUCCGCAGCAUCGACAGCGCUGCUUUUCCCUCUUGCAGGUGGGCGAUGCUCUGCAGGCACGCAGUCGCAUCCUGGCCGUCCUGCAGCAAAUCGACGAGAGGCGCACCACUCGCAGAUGAAUCCUUGAUACAGAGGGUCUAUAUCUACAUCAAAGUUAUUCUUCAACAAAGUGUGGUAUAUCGUAAUAUGCCUUUGAUUUAAAUCACAAUGCACUGCAUUGUCGUUACGAGUUAAGCAUUUAAUAAUAAAAACGUUGCGUGGCUAACAUAUUUAGGAAGGGAUUUGAUCUUUGGGUGCUCUAUUGGAUCAUCACUUGGCCUUGUCGUCCUGCUGUUUGGCCUCCUCCGCUUUCAGCAGCUCCGAAACGAUGCCCACCU